AAAAUGGCGUCUUUCGGGAGAGAAUGGAUACUCCGUGCCGCGUAUUGUUUGCCAUUUUUCGUCCUUUUUCUUCCGAAUCGAGCAGCGAGCAUCAACGUAGCUAACUGCUCUCUCAGUGGCUGCGAGAAUGGAGGCACAUGCAUGCAGAUGCCCAACUCCGACAUCUUCUCCUGUCUCUGUCUUCCUGAGUGGACAGGAGAUCUCUGCAUCGUCAAAGUCCAGGUCACAGACGGUCCAGGCUGUAGCAGCAGUCCAUGCCUGAAUGGGGGAACGUGCCAAAACUUCAUGGACCACUACUUGUGUCUGUGCGAUUUCUUCUGGAAGGGAAAACACUGCGAAACAUUCGACUUCCAAGGUUUCGAGGCCUCCCCUCCCAUUAAAACGCCGUGCAGCCUACAGGAGUAUCGCUGCGACGACGGACAUUGCGUCAUCCAGAAAUACAUCUGUGACGGCACGGGGGACUGCCCCGAUGGAAGCGACGAGAAAUAUUGCAGUUCUUCCAUGCCCAGCACGGUCUGUCAAGAGGGGCAGUUUCCCUGCAUUGAUGGGAUUUGUAUACCUAAGGACUGGCGGUGUAAUCAGGUUGAAGACUGCAGACGUGGGGAGGAUGAACACAGCUGUGGAUCUGCCGUCACAGCUAGAUCCCCAGCUGAGGACAGACUCCCUGGCACCCCCGUCCAGCCAGUGGAAUCCUCCCUCAGCCUCAUCGAUAUCCUCAUCGUGUCGUGUGCCAUGCUGAUGACGUUCAUGGCCGUCACGAUCUUCGUGUACGUGCGGCGGGUACGUCGCAUGCAGCAGCGGUACUUUGCGGCGGUUGGCCACCCGCACCAUCUCUACCACCACCACCAUCACCAUCACGGCCGCAGGCACAGACGGAGCCGGACGCGGAGGGCGGGGCGUGGCCUUGAUGGCGGCAGUUCUAGCGUGGAUGCCGUGACCACGCCCUACCGCCUCUCCCAGCAUUCCAACUUUUGCCACCACCUACCGCCCCACCGUUGCCCUGCCCGGACAAAUCUCCUGGUGUCGUACAAUCUGGCCAGCGGUGUCCACAUACCCAACCCAGCCAGCGCUUCGGACAAAGAGGAGGAAAUUGAAGACGAGGUCCCACCCACCUACAUGGAAGUUGUAGGCGCUGGCAUGACAGCAGCUGGUGUUGUCACCACUCAAGGGGAUGAAACUCCGCCCCCUGCGUAUGAGGACCUGAAUGUUGGAGAAGUCUUGUGAACAACAGAGUCCCUAAAUUAAAAAAACAAACAAACAGAACUAAGUUUGCUGGUGUUGAAAGAGAAACUCAUUUUGUAAGAAAAAAACGAAAAGCCCCAUUGGCCAAGCUUUCGAGAUGGAACUGCUGGAGGAGGUCUAAAAGAGCGCCCUCUUCAGGCUGAGAGGAAUAUCAUUUCAGUGAAAACUGGGCAAAAAAAAAAUUUGACUGGUGCCCUCUAUUGUGCCGGUGAGGACAGGAGACGAGACUACAUUUUGCAGAGCAGUUACAGAUUGGCGAGUGUAACGUGGACAGCAGGUCCAUCGCUUGCCGGUCAAAGCGCCAGCGAAGAAAUAGGUUAUUUUUGUUUUUCAGCGGUGUAGUUUGGCAGGGGGCGCGUGCAGUGGCCGUGAGGAUGCAGCUAUGAGUUGUCAAUUGGCCACAAAUCCUGCCCCUGUCACUUGCCGGAAUCACCCGAUUCAGCCGGUAAUCGUUGCAGAGCGGGUGCAGUCAAUGAUGCAAGUGGCUGGCACAGCCUGGUCCAUGCUAGUUUAGCUACGUGCUUCUUGUACCUCAGUCAGCCGUGCACCCAUUGUAAAGUCCACACUGUAACGUUUCAUGAGUCACAUUUUUAGGAAUGUGGCCAAGUACGAUCAGUGACUGCUAGUCAUCUGCCGGUCCACUUGCCCGGUACCCAGGCUGCAUAUGUUAUGUACAUGUAGUUGGUUACUAUGCAAAUCGACCAGCAGUUGAAAAGUGUAACCAGAUGCCACGUUUGUGAGGUAAUUUUUUCCAGUAAUUUUGCUCUUAGUUUGCAUUAGGAAUAAGCUGGGUUCUUUCUGUUGAGGUAUCACUCAGCUUGGCUUCCUGUUGAAAAAUGAGCAUAUUGUGGGAGAAAACAUUGAUAGUUUCUGCUGGUUUGCAUUUUGCAAACUUACCUAAAACUAGCUGCAGGAACUUGUGGCUCAUGUUGUCAGGUUCAGUCACAGAUGGUCGGUGAUCCUACUUUGGCACGUGUUUUGGACCAAACUUCCAUGCCUUGCGUAAUCAAGGCUGGGAUAUGUUACUGUCAGUGCAUCACGCAAUGCAGCUGGGAUUAUACAUGUACAUCGCACUUGUACCAAGUACACAUCCAUGGGUACAUUAAAUGUACAUGCACAACCUGGGUAGACAUUCUCAAUUGGGUCAUGCUUGCAAUUACCCAAUUGAAUCGUAGUUUACAUUUGUAUAGUGCGUAACUUUUUUAAAUGAAAGUACUUACAAAAUUAGCCGCUCGAUGUUAGUUCCGGCCGUUCUGACCUGUCGGAUUCAAGUAAUGGAAUGGUUGGGGAAAAAAGAGUUAUAGUUUAUUUGUAUUUGCAUGGGGAUUGAAGUCACACAAUUUGUGGCAAGAAUAAUCCGUUGCUUUACCUUAUCGUGGUUUGGGUGUUUCUGUGGAUAAUUUCUUGAAUUUUAUUUGGUGGCUUUUACUGUGUGCAAAUGUCAGCUUUACACUGAAAUCACUCCUGCUUGUCCUGCACAAGUUGUACACUGUACGUCAAUGUGUUGAUCGAGGUAGAUUCCACACAAUGUGCAUUAAGGUUCAAGUUGUGAACGUUGGGCAAAGGAUUUCCCGUUAUGUCCAUGGUAAGGGUUGUUCUGACAUGUUAAAGUGUUGAUAUGUCAUGUGUAAAUGUAUUCUUCAGCAGCUGAAUUUUUUUCCUAGUAACUAUGACUUUUUGACAAGGUACAUGAACGUUGUACAUUAGAGAGAGUAUUUAAACAUCGCAUCUUGCAUGGUGGUUGCCGCGUUUUGCAAGACAUCAUUUAACUUUUUAUCAUUUCUUUUUUUUUUACAAAGCCAACUUUUUUGGCAAAAGACUCAAGUAUUCCUUGAAGUGAAUUCAGACUAGCCAUGGCUGUUGAACUGGUUGAUUUUUUUGGCUGGGAGACGCAUAGGCCUUGCUCAUACAUGUAAAUGUAGAGGCCGGCUAUUCAUUUCGUGGUACCCGUCCAUGGGGGCCAUUUGACCAUUUCACCCACCUUCCUGCAAGCGCUGUGGUCAUUGUGGCCACUUUCUGUGGUGGUCAGUUAUUGGCACCACCCUCUCGUUUGGGCCGAGUAUGCACUGCUGUGGUAUCUACUAACCAUUGGAGUGUGUUCUUUUUAAGAUGAGAUGACCUUGUUGCACCCAUCAUGUGCUCUCAGUGGCCACCGGGGCACCCAUCAUGUGCCCUCAAUGACCACCUGGGCACCCGUGUGUCCUCGGUGGCCACCUGGGCACCCAUCAUGUGUCCUCAAAGGCCACAUGGCAGUUGUGUUGUAGCUUCUUGUCUAGUUUUUUCCCUUUAUCUGUUGGGGCCGCGCAUGGCAUUCUGUGAAAACCUCUUUGGGCCGUUUGUCUACCCUGGCCACUGUCUACCAUGGUCGUUUAUCGAGGCCACCUGUUCACUGAGACCACUUGUCCAUUGAGGCUACCCGUUCAGUUAGGUAGCCUGCCUAUUGUUGCUCAGAUCGGCUUGGUGGCAUGCUCUUUUUAUUAAGAACCUGCUCCAUAAUUUUAGGGCACUCGGUGCCGGAAUCGUCAUGUGUCCACAAAGGCCACCUGUCUAUUUUGGCCCUCCACCUGCCAAAACCACACAUAAAAAGGCCUUCUGUUUUGGCCAUUUGUCCAAGGCCAGUGGCCGUGGCCACAAGCAAGUUGUCGCAGCACUAGCCAGUAUGAGUAGUCACUUAGUGACCACCUUUUCCUUUGUGACAGUUUUCCCCUUGUGGCUGCUGUUCGGCGGCAAGCGCACCUUUCAGACUUGUCAUCAAAUAACACGAGACAGAUUCCACUUCAUGUGUCAACAUUCUUCUCAACUGGCAUCGGAUCUGCGGCAACGCCAAUCCAAGCAAUUAACUUUGUCGUGAAACUUUUCAAUUGUGAGCCGUGGGUAGGAUGUAUCAAUCUAGGCCGAGAGAUGAGGAAUGACACGUGAAACAGCCCCUGCCCAGAAUGAAAUAACACAGGCUCCCGGAAGGUACAUUGAGAGGGUGCUAACCUGUACCCCUCACCCCAAAAUGGGUCUCCUCAAUUAAGAAAAAUACCUGUCGAGGGGCUCUUGUUGUGGUCGGCCACAUGGGUGGGUUCCAGCUUAGAAUGGGGAACCUAUAACCCAAGUAAUUAGUAUGUUGUUCACAGAAAGCAUUUAAUUUGAGAUCAGCAUUUCCCAUCCCUAACUCUGGAGUGCUGGCAACAAGACGUUUCUUUCUUGGCAUCAUGUUGUACUGAUUUUCUGUUGAUAUUGUUGCUUUUUGUUUUUAAAAUGUAAUAAUUGUUCACCUAACUUGGUCCAAGUAUUUUUUACAAGCAUGCCAGCUACAUUGAAAUAUUUGUUGGCAAUGUGUCUACCUGUUGAUAUUGGUAACCUGCAGUAAUGUGUACAUAUUAUUAAAGAGUAGACCGUUUUAUACAUGUACAUGUAGGUAAAUAAAUGACUGUGUUUGAUACUUUUCAGAAUUCAGGUUAGUGAAUGUAUGUAUUCAUGUAGCUAGUUAUUAUUGCUAUUCAAAGUGUAGGUUUUGUGACUGAUUUCUUGUGUGCUAUUUCAAAUAUUUUUGAUGCUGAUUUAGUGUAGUAUUUGCUUAUAAAUUCAAUAUUAGUCCAACUGCUGUCUUGGUCUUUGAGUGGUAGACUAUAUGGGCAGCAUGUCAGACCAAUAUUUUGUGUCGGCGACCCUUGGUAUAGGGUCAAGCUGCUUCAACUAAUCGAGCAUGAUCACAAAACAUCCUUCAUGCCAUGUCUGCACAUAGUGCAUGCAUAGGGCCCGCGAGAGCUAAAAGCCAAGACGACUCCAGAGAUGGUUGGAAGACCGUUCCACAAGGCCAGGAUGCCAGUUUAACACACGGCACAGCAGCUCUCUUGUAAUUGGGCCCAUGUGUGUUGUUCUGAGGAGUAUCCCCCUCCCCGUAAGGAACCAACUUGGUAACACCCAGGAUGAGCCAGACGGAUUCCCCAUCAAUAACUGUCACCAGUAGACUGGAGCUACACAUAGGCCAGUGGCCUGUCAGGAUCAGAAAGAUUCUGCUCUAGUUUUUACUACACGACAUCAAAAGGUCGUUAACAAAUACGAAGUAUCAUUGAUAGUCCUGAAGAAUCUCUAUGCAUUAAGUUUGCCAGUUGCUUCCAUUAAAUAUCUUGUGUACUGCUAAAAACUUAAAUUAACCACUGAAAUGUGCAACCAGUGAAGCUUGCAUCUUUGGUGAGGAAAGUGAACAUUUACCCUUUUUUUUAUUAAUCCUAACCCCCCCCAAGGGUUGCUGGCCCUAACCUUCCCCAUUCACACAAAGUUAAACACCCAUA
Acanthaster planci (crown-of-thorns starfish) is the source of this 5525-nucleotide messenger RNA. RefSeq lists its product as uncharacterized. Lineage: Eukaryota; Metazoa; Echinodermata; Asteroidea; Valvatida; Acanthasteridae. Gene Ontology annotation, cellular component: plasma membrane. The record is from RefSeq and is a predicted model, not a curated record. Gene Ontology annotation, molecular function: calcium ion binding; protein binding.